Molecule: messenger RNA, 720 nt
Organism: Carassius carassius (crucian carp)
Lineage: Eukaryota; Metazoa; Chordata; Actinopteri; Cypriniformes; Cyprinidae
Product: thrombin-like enzyme bhalternin
Exons: 2
Coding region: 235-699 (154 amino acids)
Biological process (GO): proteolysis
Molecular function (GO): serine-type endopeptidase activity
Source: RefSeq, a predicted model, not a curated record
AUGUUGAACAAUUUCAUUACAAUCACACCUAGAAAAAUUUUGCAGAAUAUAUUUUUGCUCAACUUUAAAAUUCAAGAAAAUUUCAGAAAAACACUGCUAGAAAUAUAAGUGCUAUUAACUCAAGCAAGAACUUUACAUCUUCUCAUACAGCUUAAAACUCCUGCAACUUUGAACAAAAUUGUGAGUAUUAUUGCUUUGCCAAAAACUGAGAAAGAAGAAAUCUCAAAGGACUGCAUGGUCAUGGGUUGGGGCUGGAAGAAAUACCAUGAAGAGUCUCCAUCAAAUGUGCUCAAAGAAGCAAACGUGACUCUGACAGACUCUGAAAACUGUGGCACGGCUGACACUCUGUGCUCUAAGGGAUCAACUGGACCAGCACUGGGAGACUCUGGGGGUCCACUUGUUUGUGGAGGUGUUGCACAGGGAAUUGUGUCUUUUUCCAAAAACAAGAGGAAUGCAGACCACCUCACAGAAUACACUCAUAUAUCCCACUACCUUUCAUGGAUUCAGAGCAUAAUGAUGCUUGACGUGCCAGAUAUGUUAGAUCAAGUCUCCCGGCCAGGAAUGUUAGAUCCAACCCCCGGACAUUUGACCCCAAAACCUGAUAAAAACCAAGUCCUGUCUGGUACCCAAAAUUUUUACUUCAGUUUGUCUAGAACCCUAACCUAUAUUGAAUCAUAUAUCAGCCAAAAAGUUGAUUAAGAUAACAAGGGAGGAGCAGAA